AAACGGCCAUAUCCGGAACUGUGCCGGUAAUCUCAUAUUCUCAUUCUCCCAAUAAACCGGACACGUUUUGCUUGCCGCACUAUUUUAAGCCAGCUACAGCCUACAGCUGUACUGGCACUGCUCCACGAUCAUUCCCAUUUUCCGGCAGGUUAACACUUCCCUCUCCCUCUCUCCGGCGUCGCAGACGGUUUGGAGGACCGUAGUGUCAGCUGUAAGAGGAUGGGAGCCUUCUGCAACGACGAUUUCACUUUCCUUCCGACUUACAACUUCACACCUUCUCGAGAUCUGCGAUAUUCGAAACAAAUCCAUGAUAACGUUCAUGGCAACAUCUACAUUGAUCCGCUCCUUCUGAAGUUCGUUGAUACAGAGCAAUUCCAGAGGCUCCGCGAUCUUAAACAAUUAGGUUUGGCAAACAUGGUUUAUCCAGGAGCAGUGCAUUCAAGAUUUGAACACUCCCUUGGAGUUUAUUGGCUAGCUGGUGAAGCUAUUCAUAAGCUUAAAAGCCACCAAGGAUUGGAGCUUGACAUCGAUGAUUUUGAUGUAAAAACAGUGAAACUUGCAGGUCUCCUGCAUGAUAUAGGCCAUGGGCCUUUUAGUCAUUUGUUUGAGCGGGAGUUUCUUCCUAUGGUUACUAGUGGCUCAGAGUGGUGUCAUGAACAAAUGUCAACGAGGAUGAUAGAUCACAUUGUUGAUGAGCACCAUAUUGAUAUUGACUCUGAAACCAUAAAAAGAGUUGAGGAAUUCAUACUUGACAGUUCCAAAUAUGCUUUGCCGAAAACUUCCAGAGAGAAACUGUUUUUGUAUGAUAUUGUAGCAAAUGGCAGAAAUGGAAUUGAUGUUGACAAGUUUGACUACAUUGUUCGUGACAGCCGAGCAUGUGGUCUAGGAUGCAAUUUCCAGUUUCAAAGGUUGAUGGAGACAAUGAGAGUGCUGGGAGAUGAAAUAUGCUAUCGUGCCAAAGAUUAUUUAACCAUCCACAAGUUAUUUGCAACCCGAGCCGAUCUGUAUAGAACUGUUUAUACUCAUGCCAAAGUGAAGGCAAUAGAGCUUAUGGUUGUAGAAGCACUAGUCAAAGCAAAUGGUUAUUUGCAUAUUGCAUCUUAUAUACAGGAUCCUUCUGAAUAUUGGAAGUUAGAUGACUCGAUAAUAAAAACCAUUGAGACAGCUCCAGACCCGGAGUUAAAGGAAUCUAGGGAAUUGAUCAGUCGCAUUCGAAGGAGGAAUUUGUACCAGUUUUGUAAUGAAUAUGCUGUUCCUAAAGACAAAAUGGAACAUUUCAAAGAUGUCACUGCAAAAGAUAUCAUUUGUUCCCAGGUAGGUGGCGGGAAGAAACUUGACGAGGAUGAUGUUGUUGUGAGCAAUGUUAGGAUAGAUUUGACCCGUGGAAAACACAAUCCACUUGAAAGCAUCAACUUUUUCAAGGACUAUGAAAGCGAGGAGAAGUUCUUGAUACCAGAUGAUCGAAUCAGCCACUUGCUGCCAUCAUCAUAUCAGGAUAUGAUAGUGCGAGUGUACUCCAAAAAGCCAGAACUGGUCGGGAUUGUUUCCGAGGCAUUUGAGAAUUUCCAGCUGAAGAUCUACGGAAUCAAAGCACAAGUUCAUCCCACACCCGAGAAGAAAAAGCGUCGUCGCCUUCUAGACAAUGUAGUAUAGUCACCCCUACCCAUCUCCACGCCCUGUGCUGUGUUUAUAAAUCAGGCAGUUAUAUAGUUUUGCUACGAUGCAUAUAU
Molecule: messenger RNA, 1730 nt
Organism: Ipomoea nil (Japanese morning glory)
Lineage: Eukaryota; Viridiplantae; Streptophyta; Magnoliopsida; Solanales; Convolvulaceae
Product: deoxynucleoside triphosphate triphosphohydrolase SAMHD1 homolog
Exons: 20
Coding region: 220-1653 (477 amino acids)
Biological process (GO): dGTP catabolic process
Cellular component (GO): nucleus
Molecular function (GO): dGTPase activity
Source: RefSeq, a predicted model, not a curated record